UCUAAUUUUUAGUAUCUUGGCUUCCACAAUAUAAAAGGGAGGCGGAGGGUUCCUGAAGAAAGCAACCCUUGAAGCCAUGGCUUUGAUAAGUUUCACUUCGCCGAGCAGCUUUGUCAAGCAAACGUUCCAUUCAUCUAAUCAAUCAAAAGCAACUGGAAGUUCUGCAAUGGUCUCCAUGACUUCCACACUCCCUACACCAAAUACAAACCACAAGAAGCCCUUCAGACCCAUACAUGAAGUGGACAAUCAGCAGACUCACUCCAUGCCAUCCGAAAAGAUAGAUAUUUUCAAGUCCUUAGAUGAAUGGGCAGAGCGGAACAUACUGACUUUUCUGAAAUCGGUGGAGAACUCAUGGCAACCGCAGGAUUUCUUACCUGACCCUGCCUCGAGCGGCUUUUACGAGCAAGUGGAGGAGCUGAGGAAGAGGGCAAAAGAGAUCCCUGAUGACUACUACGUUUGCUUAGUUGGGGACAUGAUCACAGAAGAAGCUCUUCCAACUUACCAAACAAUGCUCAAUUCCUUUGACGGGGUAAGGGAUGAAACAGGUGCAAGCCUUACAUCCUGGGCUAUUUGGACGAGGGCAUGGACCGCAGAAGAGAACAGGCAUGGGGACCUGCUUAAGCAGUAUCUUUAUCUUUGCGGAAGGGUGGAUAUGAGACAGAUUGAAAAGACGAUACAGCACCUAAUAGGUUGUGGAAUGUACAUCAAUACAGAGAACAACCCAUACAGGGGAUACAUAUACACAUCCUUCCAAGAGCGAGCCACAUUCAUCUCACACAGCAACACCGCCCGCCACGCCAAGCAAUACGGCGACCUCAAUCUCGCUCAGAUCUGCGGCACCAUCGCCGCAGACGAGAAGCGGCACGAGGCCGCCUACACCAAGAUCGUCGAAAAGCUCUUCCAGCUUGACCCCGAUGGAGCCGUCAUCGCCUUCGCCGAUAUGAUGAGGAGCAAGAUCGUCAUGCCCGGCCACCUCAUGUUCGACGGACGCGACCACUGCCUCUUCGAACACUUCGGCGUGGUUGCGCAGCGCCUUGGAGUUUACUCGGCCAAGGACUAUUCAGAUAUUAUGGAGUUUUUGAUUGGGAGGUGGAAGGUCGAGAGCCUCGUGGGUCUAUCUGAUGAGGGAAGGAAGGCGCAGGAUUUUCUCUGCGGAUUGGUGCCCAGGUAUAGGAAGCUGGAGGAGAGAGCUCAAGUGAAGGCGAAGCAGGGUAUCAGUACUCUGCGUUUUAGUUGGAUUUUCGACAGGGAAGUGCGGGUGUAAACCGGAGAAAGAAAAAGAUUGCGUCCAAUUUGUCUUUGUAUUGAUUAUGCAUCAUAUUUGAAUAUUUUAUUAUAAAUCAUGCUUUAUGUUGCUUUGAUUGAUUCUGAUUAAAGUUGUUAAUGAAGCUUCUUUGACAACCAAAAAUUUCUAUUUAAGAUUGGUUCCGGAGUUCAAUGAUGGAGCGUCAUGUGCCAACUGGUCCCCGUCACAAUUGGCCAGUAUUAAAAACGAUGG
Phalaenopsis equestris is the source of this 1498-nucleotide messenger RNA. RefSeq names its product stearoyl-[acyl-carrier-protein] 9-desaturase, chloroplastic-like. Gene Ontology annotation, molecular function: stearoyl-[ACP] desaturase activity. The transcript has 3 exons. Bases 77 to 1264 code for a protein of 395 amino acids. The record is from RefSeq and is a predicted model, not a curated record. Gene Ontology annotation, cellular component: chloroplast stroma. NCBI's taxonomy places the organism in Eukaryota, Viridiplantae, Streptophyta, Magnoliopsida, Asparagales, Orchidaceae. Gene Ontology annotation, biological process: fatty acid metabolic process.